This is a messenger RNA of Ananas comosus (pineapple), 1762 nucleotides long. RefSeq lists its product as uncharacterized. Gene Ontology annotation, molecular function: RNA polymerase II complex binding. Lineage: Eukaryota; Viridiplantae; Streptophyta; Magnoliopsida; Poales; Bromeliaceae. The transcript is spliced from 4 exons. The record is from RefSeq and is a predicted model, not a curated record. Gene Ontology annotation, biological process: regulation of DNA-templated transcription. Gene Ontology annotation, cellular component: Cdc73/Paf1 complex. The coding region runs from base 48 to 614 and encodes 188 amino acids.
UCUAAUUAACUUCUCUUCCACCUCCGGCUCCUCGCUCGCCCCUCUAGAUGCCGCUCGACUCCUGUUCCCUCUCUCCUUCGCUCGCCCCUCUAGAUGCCGCUCCGACUCCCUGUUCCCUCUCUGGACGGAAUGAUGGCCGAGUUCGUGGUCGGGCCUUUUUCCCGUCGCGCCCGUUCCUGUUAACGACGCUUCGUUUCGUUCACCCCUUGAUGUCGCUCCGACUCCUGUUCCCUCUCUGGACGGAAUGGUGCUCCGAGUUCGUAGUCGGCCCUUCUUCCAGUCGCGUCGUUCCCGUUAGCGGCGCUUCGUUUCGGCUUAUUCAUCCCUUCCAGUCACGAAAAUGCGAUCCCUCCGCGGCCUUCGAUUUCACCUCCGGGAAACGGAUCGAGCAGAAACUUCUCGAGUACAGUCAAGAGAGAAAAUACUUCAAGCAAGGAAAGAUAGAACAAUUUCAGCAGAUCUUGGAGGAAGGGUCAAGCCCAGAAAUUGAUGAGUACUAUGCUGAUAUCAAGUAUAAGCGAAUCGCUAUCCUAAAUGCUUUGGGAGCCUACUACACUCACUUGGGAAAGGUUGAUCCGAAUCAAAACAAAAAUUUCACUUCGGCAAUUCAGUAAUACAAUAGAGCUUCAAGAAUUGAUCCCCUCGAGCCUUCUACUUGGAUCGGAAAAGGUUUUUCUCUUCAUAAACAUUGUUGUUCUUUAGUCUCUUAUUUGUGACUAUGGUCUUUUGGAAACCCGUCCCCUCUGCAAAUGUAGGAAAACUCGAAUAGUCGUCACAUUUUGCAGUAAACUGUUAAUUGAAUUCCUUCAAGUGUACUGUUUAUGUAUGAUCAUGAGAGUAUGCUAUCUCAAUCUAAAGAAAAGAGCACAAUUAUGACUAUAUGAAUUUGUAUUAAAUGCAAUGGUAUUGAGAUGACUCACGCGUACAUGAUGCAGCCUAUCUCAAAUUCUUAUACCCGUCUAUGAGACACUAGAAACAUAAAUCAAUAUAAACUCAGAUCUAUCCCUCCCGUUCUCCUGUUCAAUAUUGACGAAAUAAGGUUUUCUUUACUCCACGUGAAGGUAUUUCCUUAAUUUAGGCAGGUAUACUUUUUGAUUAAAUUCUAUUUCCUUUUAUCGAUAUGUCAGUACCCUUACUUAUAUUUCGACUUUUGUACGAAAUACCUAUUAGAUUAACUAUUUUGCUUAAUUAUGGGUUUGUAUGGAAUUUUUCUCCUCCCUAUCUGUCAACUUAACUUAUCUACCUGCUUAACUCAUAUUUUACAAAGUAAAUUAACUAGGAUGGAAAUUGCGAAAUAAUUUCAACCAGUGUGUUCUGCAUAUUAUUAUUUUUGAUUGUUGUGAUGGUCUUUUCCUACUAUUCCUGUUUAAAAUUAUUUGACUAUAAGUUCUGCAACUUAUAUAUUCUAAUUAAUGUUGUAAGUUGCUGCUUCACUUGAUUUUUGUACUACUGCAACUGCAUAUUUUUGGGAUAGCAGGUUAGUAACAUUUCUUAACCAACUUUUCAUUUUAGUCCUAUUUUAUUCUUUCUAUAAUUUUUUACUGACUAUUAUUUUUUCUUUCAGCCAACUCUCGCACUCUUUACUCGGCUUCUACAACUCUCAAUUUUAUUGUAUCUAUGGUUACUCCUGCUGCUGUUGAAUUAACUGCUUAUACUUUUAUUUAUUUGUUACUCAAAAUUUUUUUGUUCUUUUAUGUAUUUAGUAUUUCGUCUUUAAUUGUAUAACAUAUUUUAUACUUAAAAUAGUUGCUUCUUUUAUUAU